AAUGGACAUAUCCUCCAAUGAACUCAGUGGAAUAAUUUCACCAGAGGUAUCAAACAUGAGAGCAAUUAUACUACUGAAUUUGUCAAGAAACCAAAUUUCAGGAAGCAUCCCUACAACUAUGGGUAGCUUGCAAACUUUGCAAAAUCUAUCUUUGGCUCACAACAAUUUACAAGGACCUAUACCUGAAUCGCUUAGUGGCAUGAUAAGCAUUGAGUCCAUGGAUCUUUCCCACAAUUAUUUAUCUGGUGUGAUUCCAAAGUCCUUAGAGUCAUUACUCCAUCUUAAAUACAUCAAUCUUUCAUAUAAUUUAUUGCAUGGAGAAAUUCCAGAAGGUGGCCCUUUUCAAAAUUUUACAGCUCAGUCUUUUAUGAUGAAUAAAGAUCUUUGUGGAAAAUCCCAACUACAAGUCCAACCAUGCAGAAAAGAAAGGAAUUACAUGACAAAAAAAGUGAAGUUGUUGAUAAAAUGCUCACUUCCUAUCGUGGUUGUCAUUCUGGUUGUUUCAUGCAUUGUCUUUCUAAGACGUAAGAGUGAUGUGUAUGCUAGUGGUUCAACGAACAAUGAUUUAAUAAAUGUGGGGAUACCAAUUAGGAUAUCCUAUUAUGAUCUUUUGCAUGGAACAAAUAGAUUUGAUGAGAGUAAUCUUCUUGGUGUUGGAUAUUAUGGAUCAGUAUACAAAGCAACUCUUCCAAAUGGAAAGGUCGUUGCGGUUAAAGUAUUUCGCUCAAACUUGGAUGAAGCAUUAAGGAGUUUUGAUAUUGAGUGUACUGUAGUAUGCAAUUUACGACACCGCAACCUUGUUAAGGUUAUUAGUAGUUGCUCAAAUGAUCAUUUGAAGUGUCUAAUAAUGGAGUUCAUGUCAAAUGGGAGUCUUGACAAAUGGUUAUACUCUCAUGACAACUAUUUAGACAUCCUACAAAGGUUGAGUAUAAUGAUUGAUGUGGCAGCUGCAUUAGAAUAUCUUCAUCAUGGUUCUUCUACACCAGUUGUUCAUUGUGAUGUAAAACCGAGCAAUGUCUUGUUAGAUGAAAAUAUGGUGGCUCAUCUUACUGAUUUUGGUAUAGCUAAAUUGAUGGGGGAAGAAGAGUUGGAAAUUUAUACAAAAACUUUGGCUACAAUUGGUUACAUGGCACCUGAGUAUGGAUCAAAAGGAGCUGUUUCCAUUAAAGGAGAUGUGUAUAGCUAUGGUGUUUUGUUAAUGGAAAUGCUUACAAGUAAAAAGCCAACAGAUGAUAUGUUUGCUGAAAGUCUAAGUUUGAAAGAUUGGGUUAGCACAUCAACACCACAUUCUGUUAUCAAUAUUCUAGAUCCAAAUUUGCUGCACAAUCAAAAUAUUGGUGAUGUAGUACCACAUAUGUCAUCAAUUUUGGAGCUGGCUUUAAAUUGUUGCACCAAUAUACCUGAGGCACGACCUACAAUGAUUGAUGUUGUGGUAUCGAUGAAAAAAAGCAACUUUUCAUUGAUGCAAAAUAUUAGAGGCAACUCAAGGUAAAUAAUUGUUAAAUAAAAUUUUAGUUUCUUUUUUUUUUUACCCCUUUGGUUUGGUUUAUUUGUGAACUAUGUAAUAAUCUUAUCGGAGUAGAGCAAAAAUGUUUGCCAUGCUAAU
Neltuma alba is the source of this 1606-nucleotide messenger RNA. RefSeq names its product probable LRR receptor-like serine/threonine-protein kinase At3g47570. The transcript has 3 exons. Lineage: Eukaryota; Viridiplantae; Streptophyta; Magnoliopsida; Fabales; Fabaceae. Gene Ontology annotation, biological process: protein phosphorylation. Bases 2 to 1492 code for a protein of 496 amino acids. The record is from RefSeq and is a predicted model, not a curated record. Gene Ontology annotation, molecular function: protein kinase activity; ATP binding; protein binding.